CGCUCCGGAUAGUGAUUAAUCUGUGAUAAAGUUUCGUCGCAUACAGCAUUGCAGUUAAGUCAUCAGACCUUAGAUUUGAUUUUGCACCAUGGGGAAGAAAGACCUACCACCAACAUUGCUGUCGAUGCCACUGCACGAGGCGGGUCUGAUAAGCGACCCAGAUGUGGGACUGGUUCCAGCACCCGUACAGCUCACUUGCGAUUACCUCAGAAAGGAAGGCCUCGAAUCCGAGGGACUAUUCCGAAAAGCAGGAAAUAGCAAGCGAAUAGAUCAAUUGUUAAGUGAUAUUUCUACAUACUAUCUCGAUAGAGAGCACAGUUGUGUGGAUAAUCCUGAACGAUUGAUGUUUGAUUUGCUGGGGCAGCCCCUCCUCUCUGUACAUGACGUAGCUAACGCGCUGCUACGAUAUUUAAGGAAUCUGCCAGAACCUUUGUUGUCUAAUCAGUAUAUACCCGUUAUAUGUCAGAGUCUGGAAGAAUAUCAACUAGCUGUGGGUGAAAAUGGGGGUAUUUUCAAUCUAAAAGAGGAUGCAGCCGAAGAAACAUUGGUGGAUGAGAAAGAGGAAGAAGCCUUACAAUUGUUACUGGCUAGGAUGCAGUACAUGAUCACUAAGAUGUUACCCCCAGCCAAUCGCGCCACAUUGAAUGUUGUGAUUGAUCUAUGUAUAGCUCUCUCGAAUGAGCAGGCUACAAACAGGAUGACACCGGCGAAUAUUGGAGUUUGUAUUGGCAUGACAGUAGCCACACCAACCGUCUUACAGCUCAUUAUACAAUUUAAUGAGAUAAUUAUCCCGAAAGACGAGAGCAAGAAGUUUGCGGGGGCCAUUGGCUACCAGGCCAUCGCAGGUUUAGACUUCACACGCACGGUAGAAAGUAUGCCAACAUUUACAUUGGGCAGUGGUAGCAGCGCGACUGACCAAUUUUGUCUGGGUACGCUUACUUUUCAUGGAGGUAUGAAUUCGAGUUAUACGAUGGACAAAAAAGAGAGGCCCAGUAGCUGGAUUGGGGGUGGCAAGCAGAAAGAUAAGGAUGAAAAGCGAGUAAGCACCACGGCACCACGGAUGGGUGGCACGCUCGAAGAGAAGGAACGCAAAAG
Messenger RNA from Sphaeroforma arctica JP610, 1095 nucleotides. RefSeq lists its product as hypothetical. The transcript has 2 exons. The record is from RefSeq and is a predicted model, not a curated record. The annotation marks the transcript as partial. Gene Ontology annotation, molecular function: GTPase activator activity. Gene Ontology annotation, biological process: small GTPase-mediated signal transduction. Gene Ontology annotation, cellular component: cytoplasm. Lineage: Eukaryota; Ichthyosporea; Ichthyophonida.